Messenger RNA from Ophidiomyces ophidiicola, 2331 nucleotides. RefSeq lists its product as uncharacterized. NCBI's taxonomy places the organism in Eukaryota, Fungi, Ascomycota, Eurotiomycetes, Onygenales, Onygenaceae. Gene Ontology annotation, biological process: protein phosphorylation. The coding region runs from base 1 to 2331 and encodes 776 amino acids. The record is from RefSeq and is a predicted model, not a curated record. The transcript has 2 exons. Gene Ontology annotation, molecular function: ATP binding; protein kinase activity.
AUGUCGGACCACGUUGAUUACAAAGCACUUUUUUUGAGGGAGGAGGAAAAAAGAAGACGGGCAGAGGAACGCGAGAGACAGGCAGUGGAGGAAAAGCGACAGGCCGAGGAACGCGAGAGACAGGCAGUGGAGGAAAAGCGACAGGCCGAGGAACGCGAGAGACAGGCAGAGGAACGCGAGAGACAUGAACAAGAGCGGAACCAACAAACCACCUUUAAAGAAUUUGUCCAGAACUGUCAUCAUCUGCUCUCAGGUUCAUUGAGUGUUGGAGACACUCGCGACUCUACAAAAGGCAAAAUACCAAUCCCAACUGGAAAAUAUUGCCCACUAUAUCUGAAAAAAUGGACUGAUUGCUCCAGCAUCCUGCAAGACAUCUACAACUCUGUCUGCCACUACCUCCAGCCGAAUCACAGUGAUGCACCACGACUGUUCACACCUAUUUCUGACUUAACCCGACUUGCCCAGCGUCUUGAAACACCCAUCUGCAGUGAAAAAGACCUUGAAUACUACGAGCGGCUGGCUGUUGCGGACCAUGUACAUAUGAUCAUUUCCGAGCUCUGCAAGAUCCCUCAGGCUAGGGAUGAAUUCCAGCUUAGGGAUGGGGUACGGUUUGAUAACCAGGCUCACAAUCUUGAUGAGGAGGACACGACGCAACCCGGUCCAACACGUUGCUCUCCCGACCAGUACUGUAUUCGCCGAGUUGAGGGAAGCACACAGGCCUUGAUCACCACUGUUGAAUACAAGCCGCCGCACAAGCUACCUUAUGAAGUUCUUAAACUGGCGCUCAAUCCGGAUCCGGCUGACGACUGUCACAUUGACUUCUAUGAUGACAUUGUCAAGUCAAAUUCAACCCCUGUUCAAGACCCAGAGAAAUCUAGAUUCAAAGCCAUGCGGCUUGUUGGCUCGGCGAUUGUGCAGGAGUUUCAUGUGAUGAUACAGGAAGGGCUGGAGUAUUCGUAUUUGACUACAGGACUAGGGCUUGUUCAACUAUGGAUCCCCUCUGAUGACCCAAGGACCCUGUAUUAUGAUCUCAGCAAACCCAGCCUGAGUCCCGGAGGAUCAACAGGACCGGAGACCGAAAUUGAAAAGGUGUUGUGCCUUUGCCUAGUGAGUUGUCGUUCUCAGAUUCGCAACCAUACUUGGCGGAACAAUGCACGGAAUCUGCUGCCAACUUGGGAGACCAGUUUCAGCCGCGCACGAUCCCAGAUUUCCCUUGGUGAAGUACCUCAGAACCCUCUGGAUCCAGACUAUACUAGCUUUGAAACUGAUGAAAAGAGUGCCUCUGAAUUCCAGCCAUCAUCCUCCCCUGCUCCCGCCACCCCCAAUCAAGAGAUACGCAGACGGUCCCGGUCUGGCUGUGCCCCACCCAGUGUCUUUGGCCGUGGAUCACCAGAUGAUACAGAUCCAAACCUGGGUCCCACCACGCGAAAACGGGGCUUCAGCCAGGUCACAUCUUCCCCUCCAACCCAGCAGUCAACAUCAGAUUCUAGAACAAACCAAACAAGUAGCCAUGGAGGCCAGACUCGUCCUCAUAUCAAUAGAUUUUGCACGCAGCAGUGUCUCUUGGGUCUGCAGCAGGGUGGUAUUCUUGACAGUCACUGCCCCAAUGUGGCAAUCCACCAUGCUGGGAAAGAUGAUAACAGACACCAAAUCAGUGCACAAGCAUUGGUGCUGAUGCUCAAACAGCAGCUGGACAGAAACCUGGAUGAGGAUUGCACACCAAUGGGAGAACGUGGUUCAUAUGGGGCAUCAUUCAAGAUUACCUGUACCAAAUAUGGAUACACUAUUGUUGGUAAAGGAACAACAUCAAGGCUAUGGAAAGAGGUGUCUCGGGAGGCUGAUGUCUACCGUGUUCUUCAGCCUCUGCAGGGAUCAGCAGUUCCUGUGUUUCUAGGCAAGAUAGACUUGGGUCUAGUAUACUUCCUUCAUGGCACGGGAGACAUUCGACACAUGCUCCUCAUGGGCUGGGGUGGCAAGACUGUUCAGAAUAAGCAAGAUGAAACCAUUCGAUCUGCUAUCUCUCGAUCUGUACGUGAAAUCCAUUCGCUUGGCGUCCAGCAUGGCGACCUUCGGCCACGAAAUAUACUCUGGAAUGAGGAGCUGAACCGGGCUCUGAUCAUUGACUUCCACCGAAGCACUCUGUAUAACAGACAAAAGAGAUUGCAAUCCCAUAAGAGACAAUAUGACAUUGAAAAUCGCUCAUUCAAACGUGUAUGCGAGCAAGUAGAGAAUCUUGAUCCCACUGUUGCUUCUAUGAAGUUUCUCGAGAAGUUUGUCCAAGCGGCCUCAGAAGCAAAGAAAGAAUACUUCAUGACCUUAUCUGUGUUAUAG